Molecule: messenger RNA, 2415 nt
Organism: Trypanosoma rangeli
Lineage: Eukaryota; Euglenozoa; Kinetoplastea; Trypanosomatida; Trypanosomatidae
Product: ATP-dependent Clp protease subunit, heat shock protein 78 (HSP78)
Exons: 1
Coding region: 1-2415 (804 amino acids)
Biological process (GO): cellular response to heat
Cellular component (GO): cytoplasm
Molecular function (GO): ATP binding; ATP hydrolysis activity
Source: RefSeq, a predicted model, not a curated record
AUGAUGCGUCGACUGACUCGGUACGGUGGGGUGGUGGCGACGACUGCUCUGCUGCAGUGGCGGGGGAAGGCAGCGGUCCUUUCGCCGGAAAUCACGACGAUGUGGGGGAUGCAGCGACGUCUCCAAUCGAGUGUGUCUCCGUGGAGCGGCAACAGCGGCAACAGCGGCGGCGGGGUGGGCGGCGGGGUGGGCGGCGGCGGCAACAAUCCGCAGCAGGGGCGCGCCUGGGUGAACCCACAGGCGGUACCGCCCGGCGAGUUCCUGAACAAGUACGCCCGCAACCUCACCGAGGAGGCGCGCAUGGGACGCCUGGACCCCAUCAUUGGCCGCGAGGAGAUCAUUCGGCGCACCAUUCAAGUCCUGAGCCGCCGAACCAAAAACAACCCGGUCCUCAUCGGUGAGCCCGGCGUGGGGAAGACGGCAAUCGUGGAGGGGCUGGCACAGCGCAUCGUGAGCGGCGAGGUGCCUGAGAGCAUCAAGGAGAAGAAGGUAUUCGCCCUCGACAUGGGCUCUCUCGUCGCUGGGGCGAAGUACCGCGGCGAGUUUGAGGAGCGGCUUAAGGGGGUGCUGAAGGACACCAUCGAUGCGCAGGGCAAAAUUAUCCUUUUCAUUGACGAGCUGCACACCCUUGUUGGGGCGGGUGCCUCCGGCGACGGCUCAAUGGACGCGGCAAACCUGCUUAAGCCAUCCCUUGCCCGCGGAGAGCUGCACUGCGUGGGGGCGACCACCCUCGACGAGUACCGACGCCACAUUGAGAAGGACGCUGCACUCGCCCGCCGCUUUCAGUCGGUGCUGGUGACGGAGCCGACAGUGGAGGAGACGAUAUCCGUGUUGCGUGGCAUCAAGGAGAAGUAUGAGGCGCACCACGGCUGCCUGAUCAAGGAUGAGGCGCUGGUGUACGCUGCAGUCAACUCGCAUCGGUACCUCUCCGAGCGUCGAUUGCCGGACAAGGCCAUUGACCUCAUCGACGAGGCUGCCAGUCGGCUGCGGCUACAGCAGGAGUCUAAGCCAGAGCAGCUCGACGGUGUUGAGCGCGAGCUCGUGCGGCUGAAGAUCGAGGUGGAGGCGGUUAAGAAGGACAAGGACGAGCUAGGUAAGGCGAAGCUGGAACAGCUUUACGCCCGCAUUGAGGAGCGGCAGAAGGAGUACGAUGCCCUGGAGGCGCGCUGGAAGAAGGAGAAGGCCAUGUUUGAGCGCAUCAAGCAACGGACUGAGGACCUCGACGUGCUGCGGUAUCAGUACGAGCAGGCCCGCACGGAGGGUGACUUCGCCAAGGCGUCUGAGAUCCUGCAUGGCCGCAUCCCAGCGCUGAAGAAGGAGAUAGAGGCGGACAAGCACGCGACGAAGACGGAGGGCUUCCUCACGCACGACUCCGUCACGGCAUCCGACAUUGCGCAGGUGAUUGCCCGCGCCACCGGCAUCCCAGUGCAGAAGCUCCUGACAGGCGAGCGGGACAAGCUCAUCCACAUGGACACCGAGCUGCGCCGCCGCAUUCUUGGGCAGGACGAGGCAAUCAACUCCAUCACGAACGUCGUGCGCAUCUCACGCGCCGCACUGCACUCGCACAAACGCCCUCUCGGCUCCUUCCUCUUCCUCGGCCCCACCGGUGUUGGCAAGACGGAGGUGUGCAAGCAGCUCGCCAAGUUUCUCUUCGACGAUGAGUCCUUCAUCUGUCGUAUUGAUAUGAGCGAGUACAUGGAGCGGCACUCCGUGCACCGCCUCAUUGGGGCCCCGCCGGGCUACGUCGGCUACGAGGAGGGUGGCGAGCUCACGGAGUCAGUGCGGCGGCGGCCAUACCAAAUAGUUCUCUUCGACGAGUUUGAGAAGGCGCACCCGAGCGUGUCCAACAUCCUGCUGCAGGUGCUUGAUGAGGGGCAUCUCACCGACAGCCACGGACGCCGCGUCGACUUCAAGAACACCAUCAUCAUACUUACCUCCAAUAUUGGGGCGGACGUCAUCGCGGCGUUGCCGGAGGGGGAGCCGUCGUCACGGGCGAUGCCGGCCGUGAUGCGACUGGUGCAGCAGCACAUGACCCCGGAGUUCAUCAAUCGGCUGGACGACAUUAUCAUGUUUAACCGCCUUGGGCGCAAGGAGACCCGUAAGAUCGUGGAGCUCCUUUUUGAUCAGGUGCGGGUGAUGCUGCAGGAGCAGCAGAUCAAGCUAGAGACGACCACGGAGGUCUAUGACUGGUUUGGCGAGCACGGCUACAGCCCUGUGUACGGUGCCCGCCCACUCAAGCGGCUCGUGCAAUCCGUCCUGCUCAACCACCUCGCGCUAAUGCUGCUGGACGGUCGCGUGCGGGAGAAGGAGACGGUGCAGGUAGAGAUGCGCAGGGGCGAGGUGUACAUCGUGCCGAAUCACGAGGCCGUCACCUCCCCCAGCAGCGCCACCGCCGACAUUGGUCUCAUCGCGUAG